UGCCAAAGCUCAUGUCCGAGAGUGUUCGGGCAAUAUCAAACGGGUGGCUCUGUGUCAAGUGCCUAUCAGUACCUAUCCAAUUCAUUUGCCCUUGAUCUGAUUAUAGCUCCCAUAACCUUACACUCGUAAUUGUCAAAUCACCUAUACUAUCCAAUCUUUUGUGCUUAUAGAUCGCCCACGGAUUUAACUUCAAAUCAUGGCCUACCCAGGAAAGCCAAAAUACACACUUCUCAGCAAAAUGUACGGCGAACGGGAUGCAGACAAAGGCGAAGAAGACGCUCCUUUCAUCUCAACCGGAAAUGGCACAAGCAGACACAGAAUCCGGACCUCUCGAAUCCAGUUGGGUCUUCAAAUUGGCACAUUCUUCUUCACGGCAGUCAUCCUUGUUCUCUAUUUCAUCAACGGCUCACCAUUCCUCAAAUCUCACUCCGCUAGUGGAGAUGGUGUUCUACCCGUAGGCAUGUCCCGCGUGAAUCCCUCUACGGCGCAUAAACUCCAACCUUGCGGCCUCGACUCUGAAACUGCAAAGGCGAAUGGCUGUGUCUUUGAUUUGAUGACCAUGGCUUGGCUUCAUAGAGACUGCUACGACGAUGAACUGUCUGAGGAGUUCCUUGAGGUGGCUUCAGAGCCAUUUUUCUAUGAUAUGGAGGGAACGAAACCUGUGAAGGAUUAUAAAGAGUUGUCCGAGGUUAAGGUGAUGGUCUGGACCACGAGAAAAUACCACAUCUUUCAUUGUUCCUAUGGAUGGAGGAUGAUGCAUCGGUCAUUGCUUAGAGGAGGAGUUUUGGAAUCUGGAUUGUCAUCCUACCAUCACACAGAGCAUUGUACGGAUCAGUUGAUGAACCAGACUGCGUCCUUUGAUACGGUUAUGACUAGGAUUAACAUCGACUUUCCAGAUUGCUGAAGAGUCGGCUUUAAGAUCACUUGCAGAUAUCAAGGUUUAUAGUUAGGACAGGGUUUAAAUGUAGCAAAGUGCAUAUGAUAGAUAGCACACCUGAAUGAUAAUCAAUCCUAUCAUAAGGGCUUUCGAAGCCAGUUGACAGUACAGAGACCUUGUCACGUGAAAUUGGAGCGAUUUCGUAUCAUUCUCUCGCUGAAAGGGAUCAUGUGAGCUUAG
Molecule: messenger RNA, 1117 nt
Organism: Botrytis deweyae
Lineage: Eukaryota; Fungi; Ascomycota; Leotiomycetes; Helotiales; Sclerotiniaceae
Exons: 2
Coding region: 197-904 (235 amino acids)
Source: RefSeq, a predicted model, not a curated record